UGUUAUCAUUGUGCCUAGGGUGGAGGCAGCGAGAGACCGAGGAGUCAGUACCCAAGGAGCCAUUCCCUGUCUUGGCCCAAGCACAGCCCCGCUGGAGGAGGCGGGCCUGAGGGGCAUGAGCAACUCUUCAAGACAGACUAAAUGCCUUUCACCUGAAGAGAUGUAGCCAUGUCCGUGCAGGUGGCAGCCCUCGGCGGCAUGGGGCUGGGCCCCGAGCGUCUGAACCCGGAGGAGCUAGUGAGGCAGACCAGGCAGGUGGUACAGGGGCUGGAGGCGCUUCGGGCAGAACACCGCAGCCUGGCCGGGCACCUAGACGAAGCGCUGGCGGGUCGGGGCCCGGUAGGUGGCUUGGAGCUGCUGGAAGAGAAGCAGCAGGUGGUGAGCCACUCGCUGGAGGCCAUCGAGCUGGGGCUAGGAGAGGCCCAGGUGCUGUUGGCCCUGUCGGCGCACGUGGGCUCGCUGGAGGCUGAGAAGCAGCGGCUGCGGGCGCAGGCUCGGAGGCUGGCGCAGGAGAACUCGUGGCUGCGUGAGGAGCUGCAGGAGACCCGGCAGCGGCUGUGGGCCAGCGAGGCGGCUGUGGCCCAGCUGGAGGAGGAGAAGAACCACCUCCAGUUCCUGGGGCAGCUGCGGCAGUAUGACCCCCCCGAGGAGAGCCAGCGACCGGAGUCCCCCCCUCGCCGAGACAGCCUGGCCUCCCUGUUCCCCAGCGAGGAGGAGGAGCCGAAAGAGGCAGCAGGAGCAGCAGCAGCCCAGCAGGGUGGCUACGAGAUCCCGGCACGGCUGCGGACCCUGCACAACCUUGUAAUCCAGUACGCGGGCCAGCAGCGCUAUGAGGUUGCCGUGCCCCUGUGCCGCCAGGCCUUGGAGGACCUGGAACGCAGCUCAGGCCACUGCCACCCUGACGUGGCCACCAUGCUCAACAUCCUGGCCCUGGUGUACCGGGACCAGAGCAAGUACAAGGAAGCCACGGACCUUCUCCACGAUGCCCUGCAGAUCCGGGAACAGACGCUGGGGCCUGAGCACCCUGCGGUGGCCGCAACCCUCAACAACCUGGCAGUCCUGUAUGGGAAGCGUGGGCGGUACCGGGAGGCGGAGCCCCUGUGCCAGCGCGCCCUGGAGAUCCGGGAGAAGGUCCUGGGCGCCGACCACCCGGAUGUGGCUAAGCAGCUCAACAACCUGGCCCUGCUCUGCCAGAACCAGGGCAAGUUUGAGGACGUGGAGCGGCACUAUGCAAGGGCCCUGAGCAUUUACGAGGCCCUGGGGGGCCCCAACGACCCCAAUGUGGCCAAGACCAAGAACAACCUGGCCUCCGCCUACAUAAAGCAGAACAAGUACCAGCAGGCCGAGGUGCUGUACAAGGAGAUCCUGCGUCCGCAGGACCUGCAGGGCCUGCUCGGAGGUCCGGGCACAGGCACGGCUGGUGACGCAAAACAGGAGACCCUUCCUCGGAGCAGCUCGUUCUCUAAGCUACGCGAGUCCAUCCGGCGAGGCAGUGAGAAGCUGGUCUCCCGGCUCCGAGGCGAGGGCCUGGCAGGGGCGGCCGGGAUGAAGAGAGCCAUGUCACUCAACGUGCUGAACGUGGAUGGGCAGAGGGCCGCGGGGACGCAGCUCCCUAGCCGGCCCCUGGGCGAGGCCUCUCGGACCUUCAGCGCCAGCACCCAGGACCUGAGUCCCCGCUGAGGUGGACAGGACAGAGUUGCUGCAGACUCUCAGGAAGGGGUGGGAGGACCGGUGACAUCCACCUCUGGCACAUCCUGACACCCCACCUGGGUGCCCCGGGUGUGCUUCCCACCUCCCUCCCUCCUGUGAUUAAAUUCUGUAGAUGUGGCAAUGAGGAAUGUCCUCCUGAGGGUCCCAGGCGGGGCCCCUGUGAGCCAGGCAAGACUCGGGAGAGCCGGGCGUGGUGGCACACAGGUAUAAUCCCAGCACUCGGGAGGCUGAGGCAGAAGGACU
Molecule: messenger RNA, 1953 nt
Organism: Fukomys damarensis (Damara mole-rat)
Lineage: Eukaryota; Metazoa; Chordata; Mammalia; Rodentia; Bathyergidae
Gene: Klc3
Product: kinesin light chain 3
Exons: 14
Coding region: 169-1680 (503 amino acids)
Biological process (GO): axo-dendritic transport
Cellular component (GO): kinesin complex; cytoplasm; membrane-bounded organelle
Molecular function (GO): kinesin binding
Source: RefSeq, a predicted model, not a curated record